Phytophthora sojae is the source of this 360-nucleotide messenger RNA. RefSeq lists its product as hypothetical. Gene Ontology annotation, molecular function: FMN binding; oxidoreductase activity. The transcript has a single exon. The annotation marks the transcript as partial. Lineage: Eukaryota; Oomycota; Peronosporomycetes; Peronosporales; Peronosporaceae. The record is from RefSeq and is a predicted model, not a curated record.
UUCGACAAGCGCAGCUUCUUCCCUACGAACCCCUACACGUACGUGCUGAACAGGCUCAAGAACUACGACCUGGCCUACGCGCACCUGAUCGAGCCGCGUGGCUACCACGUGCGCAACCCGCUGGCACCCGAGAAGGGCUCGGCGCGGCAGUUCCGCGAGACGUACAAGGGCGUGCUCCUCGCCGCGUCGGGCUUCGACCGGCAGUCGGCCGUGCAGAUCGUGGAGGAGGGCGCGGCCGACGCCGUGGCCAUCGGCCGCCACUUCAUCUCGAACCCGGACCUGGUGCGGCGCUUCCAACUCAACAAGCCCGUGAACGACUACGACACGGACACGUUCUACCUCGGCGACGCGCGCGGGUAC